CCUGCGCUAUCGCUAGAAUAGUCCGUCAGUCCCACACCGAACCACCCCACCAACCGUCCCAGUUUAACCCCACACCGGACCCAUCCCCGAUCUAGAUUCCGUCCACCUCCUCUCCUCUCCUUUGCCGCCGGGAUCCCCUCCCGGUUCUUCUCUGGAAUAAGGCGACGGAGUGAGAAGGUAAAGGGGAAGGGGAAGCAGUUUGUGUCGGCGCGGCGGAGCAAUGGUGGACAAGCCGAGCCGGGCACUGGUGCUGUACGCCGCCGGCCACGCGGCGCUGCUCGCUGGGGGCAGAGGGGGGAAGGUCCAGCUCGACGCGUACGCCUCCAUAACCUCAUGCGGCUUCCUCUCCGUCUGCACCCCCGCGGUCAACGGUGAAUUAUGUAGCGGACCCGUUUGGAGAUGCCGAUAUGUGCAGAGAGAGAUGGGUAACCGUGGAGUGGAUCUCGCAGUGGACCGCCGGCCCCCGGCCCCAGGGCUCGUACAUCCAUCCGGCCACCGGCGACCUGCUCGCCGGUGAGUAUGUGCAGCAGCCUGAAGAGGCGCCUGUACGCAGGGGAAGCCACCGGAUCUUGCAGCGCAGCGCAGUUGAGAUCUGGCAGCAGUUCUAAGGACACUAGAAUAAUCGACCGGGCGUUCACUCUGCUGGGAUUUGCAGAGGGGAAUGUCCAGGAUGCGUCCGAAUUCGAUCUGGUGUUUGUGCUUGCCGUAAUGGAGAACACAGCCAGCAAGCUUGGAAAAUUAGGGAUGAAGACAGAUCUCAAUCAGGUUGACAAAUUGGUGGCUUCAGUCAUGGAAGCUGCGCCGGUCGGUUCAGCUGUCGCUGCCCGUAUUCAUGUUUCUGUUAUCUUGAGCUAUGGAUCUGCUACUGCAAAUAAGGAAGAGGCAUGCCUCAUCUUGAACUCUUCAACCGAAACUGAUUCCGAAUUGAAGUUACUCCGUCCACAAAUAACUUUAUUUUGCAUAUCCUGCAGGAAUCAUCAUCCAAUGCUACUGGCACAGUGGCAACAAGGAGUAACACGUUCUGAUUUGGCCAAGGAGUUCUCUUUUGAGGAAUUUAUAAAGGUAUGUGACAGAUUUAUUGCCCGUAAGCUUGCGCAACAGUUUUAUGACAAAGCCCUUGCAUUUGGUCUAAAGGGCUAUGCAAAGCUGCUUGUGCUGGUGACGCUGACGGUCAUCGAGAGGUUCGUGGACUGGAUGGUGUCGUGGCUGCCGAUGGAUUCCUUCGUCCGCUGGUGGUGAGGCACGAGCACGACAUCGAUCGAGGCCUGCUGGAGCUGAGGGUCAGAGCGAGGGACGUGACGGCAUCACAACUCAAGGCGGCGGCCGCCGUCGGUAAGGUGUGGCUCGCAAGGCUGCUCGAUGUGUUUCGUCGCAGCUGCAGGCCACGUGAUCAGGCCGGGCAGGCUUCGCACAUUGACUAGGCACACAACACUAUGUGAUAGGAAUUAUACAUGAGUUUCCGUUAGCUACAAUGAGAAAUUAUGUGAUGGUAGAUAUGAAAAUUGUGUGACAAAAUGGAAUUGCUUCAUUUUUUUAAUUCCUAAUAAGUUACUAG
This is a messenger RNA of Triticum aestivum (bread wheat), 1555 nucleotides long. RefSeq lists its product as uncharacterized. The record is from RefSeq and is a predicted model, not a curated record. NCBI's taxonomy places the organism in Eukaryota, Viridiplantae, Streptophyta, Magnoliopsida, Poales, Poaceae. The transcript is spliced from 4 exons. The coding region runs from base 520 to 1239 and encodes 239 amino acids.